Molecule: messenger RNA, 2246 nt
Organism: Malaya genurostris
Lineage: Eukaryota; Metazoa; Arthropoda; Insecta; Diptera; Culicidae
Gene: Pgant35A
Product: polypeptide N-acetylgalactosaminyltransferase 35A
Exons: 5
Coding region: 138-2117 (659 amino acids)
Biological process (GO): regulation of Notch signaling pathway
Cellular component (GO): Golgi apparatus
Molecular function (GO): Notch binding
Source: RefSeq, a predicted model, not a curated record
GAUUUAAUUGAUGUUUUUGAAACAUGUUGAUUGCUCGAGUUAGGAAUAUAAUUUAUUUUACUAUUAUGUAGAAUGCAAUUAUUGAAAGAUGCAGAGAUGUAAUAAUUAGAAUUCAGUGUAGUGUACACAUCGUUCGAAUGACUAAGGAUAAACCCAAACGAAUCUCGAGAAUGGCAAGCAAAUCGUUUCUGUGGGGAGUGCUAGCGGCAUCACUCACCUGGUCCAUAAGCUUGUAUCUGUACUGGAACCUAAAUAGUGGUUCCGUUGGUAUUUCCUCUGAACCAGUUUCAUUAGUUAGCUCUAAUGGUUUUGAUGGUAAGAGCAAUGAUAAACAGUUACCUGUGGUGGGACCUGUUGAACAGGAUCAACCGAAAAAACUGCUGUGGCAAAAUGGACAUCAGAAUCAACUGGAUUUCGGUGAAAAGUCUGGAAAUGAAAAGGGGUUCAGUUUUUUCAAAGAUAAACUGGUGAGAUACAAAAAGGAACAAGAGCAUCGAAAGAUAAGUCAUAAAUUGUUUGAUGAACUGCAACCCAUUUUUCCAAAUGGAACCGAUGAAUUCGGAAUGGUGCGUAACUCGGAAGAACAGUUCAUUCGGGAUGUUGGCUACAGGAAGCAUGCAUUCAAUGUGUUAGUUAGCAAUAAGAUUGGACCAUUUCGGGAAGUUCCAGACACAAGACAUAAGUUAUGUCAAGACUUGAAUUAUGAUAAAGUGCUUCCAUCUGCAUCGAUUAUUAUGUGCUUCUAUAAUGAGCAUAUGCAGACACUGAUCCGAUCUGUUAAUACUGUGCUUCGUAGAACACCGUCUUAUCUGUUACACGAAAUAAUUCUUGUUGAUGAUUGCAGUGACUUGGAUGAUCUAAGAACUGACCUCGAAAUGGAGUUGAAAAAACUCAACACCGCUAAACUAAGACUGAUUCGAAAUGCAAAACGAGAAGGACUGAUGCGAUCGAGAGUUUACGGUUCCCGCAAUGCCACCGGCGAUGUUCUAGUUUUUCUCGACAGUCACAUCGAAGUGAAUGUAGAUUGGAUCGAACCUCUGUUGCAGCGCAUCAAAUUUAACGAGUCGAUAUUGGCCAUGCCAGUAAUUGAUAUCGUUAAUUCGGACACCUUUGCCUAUACGUCAAGUCCACUGGUACGGGGAGGGUUCAAUUGGGGUUUGCAUUUCAAAUGGGAUAAUCUUCCGAAGGAAAUGUUGGCAAAAGAAAGUGAUUUUGUUGGACCGUUCCAAUCACCAACAAUGGCGGGGGGGCUUUUUGCUGUGGAUAGACAAUAUUUCAAGUAUUUGGGAGAAUACGACAUGGGGAUGGACGUGUGGGGCGGUGAGAAUUUGGAGAUAUCUUUUCGAGCAUGGCAGUGUGGUGGAUCGAUUGAGUUGUUACCAUGUUCCAGAAUCGGGCACGUUUUUCGACGUAGACGCCCAUACGGUUCGCCUGACGGAACGGACACCAUGAUAAGGAAUUCUCUGCGACUAGCUCGAGUAUGGAUGGACGAUUAUAUCAAUUACUUUUUAGGCAAUCAACCACAAGCUAAGCUUAUUGAUGCUGGUGAUGUAUCCGAACGUAAAGAACUAAGGACUCGUUUGAAAUGUAAACCUUUUGGAUGGUACCUGAAAAAUAUUUACCCUCAAUUGAGGCUUCCGGGAGAGAAAACCACUGAUAGCAAUGUUUCUCAGCCAAAGUUUCAACCGUGGCAUUCGCGCAAACGAAACUAUGUUAGUAGUUUUCAAAUCCGUCUGACAAAUUCCAGUCUUUGUUUGACCACUGAAAAUAGCAAAGAGAAAAGCUUAUGGAAGAAAGGUUCUAAGCUGGUGUUACAACCUUGCUUAAGAGUUAAAACCCAGAUGUGGUAUGAAACUGAGAAGGCGGAACUGGUUCUCGGACAACUGUUAUGCUUGGAGGCUCCUUCCAGUGCUACUAAAGGCACACCCAUACUGAACAAAUGUCACGAAAUGGGUGGCGAUCAAGCAUGGAAACACCGAAAGACGAAAGCUACUCCGAUCUACAACAUUGCUGCUGGAAGUUGCCUAGCUGUGCGAGAAAUAAACAAAGGUUCUCUAGUAGGAUUAGAUUUAUGUAUGAACACACCACGAAGUACGUGGGAUCUGGUUGUAUCAUGAGAUUUUCAAGCUCGAAUUCUAUCACGCAACAAAACUCGAAUAUUUCUCGAAUUAUUAGAUAUAGUUGUUUUUUUUUUUGCACAAAACUUAUGCAUAAAUUUAUUCGCAAGAAAGAAAACCAAAAACGAA